Messenger RNA from Glycine soja, 2385 nucleotides. Its product is annotated as U-box domain-containing protein 19-like. The record is from RefSeq and is a predicted model, not a curated record. NCBI's taxonomy places the organism in Eukaryota, Viridiplantae, Streptophyta, Magnoliopsida, Fabales, Fabaceae. Gene Ontology annotation, biological process: protein ubiquitination. Gene Ontology annotation, molecular function: protein binding; ubiquitin-protein transferase activity. The transcript has a single exon. Bases 7 to 2148 code for a protein of 713 amino acids. Gene Ontology annotation, cellular component: cytoplasm; nucleus.
GUCUCCAUGAAAACAAAACAAAACAUAGAUAGUAGAAUCCAAAACACUAAACUCCAACACGUACCUUUUUCCAUGAUCCGAAACACAAACAGGUCGGAUCGCCGGGUACUAACCUCCCCGGUGGUUCACCCAUGCGAUAACAUCGCUCUCUCUACCCUUCUCCCUUCCCUCAUCACUCUCUCCAACGCCAUUUCCAAUUUCCAACACAGUUCCUUCCCUUGCAACAAGCGAAACGCGAGAAUCGCGAUUCGCUUGACCCGGCUUCUCCAACCCUUCCUUCACGAGAUCCGAGACCAUCAUUCGGGUCUUGCAGACCCGGCAACCCUGAGCCUCUCGGAGCUUCAUUUAACCUUCCAGAAGCUUCUUUUCCUUCUUGAAGAUCUCACACGUAAAGGUGCCAAGCUUUACAUGUUAAUGGAAUCGGAUCGAGUCGCAACUCAGUUUCGGGUCAUAUCCAGAUCCGUGGCCACAGCUUUGGACGUUUUUCCUUUCGGUUCUGUGGAGAUCUCUGAGGAAACUAAAGAGCAUGUUUUGUUGCUGAACGAGCAAGCAAGGAGGGCAAGGCUUGAAUUUGAGCAAGAAGAUAAACGGGUUGUGGUGAGUGUUGUGUCGGGUUUGACCCGAUUUGAGAACCGGGUUCCCCCGGGUGAGGGUGAUUUGAAGUGGGUUCUUGAGUAUAUUGGGGUUAAAAAGUGGAGUGAGUGCAACAAAGAGGUUAAGUUUUUGGAGGGUGAAAUUGGGUUUGAGUGCUUGAAGAAUGAGGAGAAGGGGAAGAUGGUUUUUUUGAGUAGUUUGAUGGGGUUCAUGAGUUAUUGUAGAUGUGUGGUGAUCGAGGAUGUUGAUUGUGAAGAGAGUAACAAAAAAAUUAAUGUAAGAGAAAGUAGUGUUGAGAGUGAGGUGAGUCUGAGUUUGACUUUUCUUAACUCGGAUGAUUUUAGAUGUCCAAUCUCUUUGGAGUUGAUGAGUGAUCCUGUGACUAUAGAGACAGGUCACACUUAUGAUCGUUCUUCGAUUCUGAAGUGGUUUAGUAGUGGGAAUUUGAUGUGUCCCAAGACGGGUAAAAGGCUUAGCAGCACUGAAAUGGUUCCAAAUUUGGUGCUUAGAAGGUUGAUUCAACAACAUUGCUAUACGAAUGGCAUAAGCAUUCCCUUUGUUGAUUCGAGUCAUAGGAAUCGUGAAAUUACUAGGACAGUGGAGCCAGGGAGUGUGGCAGCAGAGGGAGCAAUGAGAAUGUUGGCUAGUUUUCUGAAUGGAAUGAUUGAGAAUGGAAGUGGAGAAGAGAAGAAUAGAGGUGCUUUUGAGAUAAGGCUUCUUUCCAAGACAAGCAUUUUUAGUAGAUCUUGUUUGGUGGAAGCUGGUUUGGCUCCUCUUCUGUUGAAGUUGUUGUCAUCGAGUGAUUCGUUGACUCAAGAGAAUGCUGCUGCAGCCCUUCUCAACCUCUCAAAAUGUGCAAAGAGUAGAAGUGUGAUGGUUGAGAAAUGGGGUUUGGAAUUGAUCAUUGAUGUCUUAAGGAAGGGGCUGAAGAUUGAAGCUAGCCAGCAUGUUGCUGCUGUGUUGUUUUACCUUAGUGCCGAGUAUGGAAACUUGAUAGGUGAAGAGCCAGAAGCAAUACCAUCAUUGAUAAGGCUAAUCAAAGACGGCUCUUAUCGAAGCAAGAAAAAUGGGUUGGUUGCAAUUUUCGGCCUUCUUAAGCACCCGGAAAACCAUAGGAGGGUGCUAGAAGGUGGAGCAGUUUCUUCGCUAGUUGACAUCUUAAAAGGGUGUGAAAAGGAAGACCUUAUCACAGACUCGCUCGCAAUUCUAGCAACUCUGGCAGAGAGGAGUGAGGGGAUGUUAGCAAUCCUUCACGGAGAGGCUUUGCAUGUAGCUGUUGAAAUUUUGAGUUGUUCUACUUCAAGGGUGGGAAAGGAGCACUGUGUGGCUUUGUUGCUUUCUUUGUCACUACAUGGUGGAGAAGAUGUGGUUGCUUAUUUAGUGAAGAGAACUUCUCUAAUGGGAUCUUUGUAUUCCCAACUCAGUGAAGGCACAUCGAGAGCAAGCAAGAAAGCCAGUGCUCUCAUCAGAGUCCUCCAUGAUUUUUAUGAAAGGAGGUCCUCUGGUUUCAAGGCUUCAGUUAUUCCACAAGAACAGUUCAUUCAUGUUCGGUAACCCAGUAUUUUUUUGUUCACCUGGGUAUUCUUUCAUUUGUUUGAAUUUGUAGAUACUGUUGUAUAAAUGUGCCUAGUUUUUUUUUUUUUUUGUACUCUUGUUAUUAGCUCAAGUUUUAAAGAGCUAAUAAUUUCGUCAGCUUCUGUUUUUAAAGGUGAAGCUUGUACAAAUUGUUGUAAUUCAUUGCUCUGUAUUGAUCGAAUAAGAUUGUAUCAUGUCUAUUAAUCAGGAAUAGUA